AUGGCUGAUGAAAUUCAAGCUUUAACAUCAAACAAAACUUGGAUCAUCACCACUCUGCCCCCAGGAAAUGACAUUCAAAUCAUCAACAAAACAAAACAAAUUCUGCAUCAACACUUUCACUUGAAGGACCUUGGACCAUUGAAGUAUUUUUUGGGCAUAGAAGUUGCAAGGAACACCACAAGCAUCAAUAUCAACCAACGAAAAUACACCCCCGAUUUGCUAUCUUCAGCUGGUCUUCUUGCUUGUAAACCGGCUAAAACGCCCAUGGCUCGAGACACAAGACUCUCAGCAACUAAAGGCAUCACAAUGACUGACCCAACCAAAUUCAGAAGGCUCGUGGGCCAACUCAUAUAUCUUCUCAACACGCGUCCAGAUAUCGCUUAUGCUGUCCAGCAACUAAGCCAACAUAUGCAAACACCUACUGACAUUCACUACGAGGCUGCCCUGCGUGUUCUUCGAUAUCGUAAAAAUACACCUGCACAGGGCAUUUUCUUUUCAAGCAAACAACACCUACAAAUCAAGGCUUUCUCAGACUCGGACUGGGCAACCUGCCCCGACACUAGACGAUCCAUCACAGGGUAUUGCAUCUACUUAGGACAAUCUCUAGUCUCAUGGAAAUCAAAGAAACAACCAACGGUUUCACGAAGUUCCACAGAAGCUGAAUAUCGAUCCAUGGCAACAACGGUAUGUGAAAUUCAGUGGAUCACGAACCUUCUACAGGAGCUCAAGAUACCUCUUCAUACACCUGCCAACUUGUACUGCGACAAUGCUUCCUCCAGACACAUUGCAAGUAAUUCAUCCUUCCAUGAACGUACAAAAGAUAUAGACCUCGACUGUCAUUUAGUAAGGGAAAAGCUACAAGAACGCCUAUUUCAUCUCCUGCCGGUUACUUCACUGCAACAACUUGCAGAUGUUUUCACAAAACCUUUGGACACAACGCCUUUCCUUGAUAAUCUCUCUAAGCUAGGUCUGCAUUCUAUUUACUCCUAG
This is a messenger RNA of Vicia villosa (hairy vetch), 990 nucleotides long. RefSeq lists its product as uncharacterized. The transcript has 2 exons. Bases 1 to 990 code for a protein of 329 amino acids. The record is from RefSeq and is a predicted model, not a curated record. NCBI's taxonomy places the organism in Eukaryota, Viridiplantae, Streptophyta, Magnoliopsida, Fabales, Fabaceae.